Messenger RNA from Trypanosoma cruzi, 333 nucleotides. RefSeq lists its product as uncharacterized. The record is from RefSeq and is a predicted model, not a curated record. Bases 1 to 333 code for a protein of 110 amino acids. The transcript has a single exon. NCBI's taxonomy places the organism in Eukaryota, Euglenozoa, Kinetoplastea, Trypanosomatida, Trypanosomatidae.
AUGAAGUGGAGUGCGCUGAAUAUGAAAGAAGGCCGAAGGCAACUGAAUUGUUCUUCUGAUGAAUAUUGGCUGCACUUCCCGUGGACCAGCAAUUUACGUGGUUUGCGGGGAUCUCUCCUUUUUUUAUUGCUAGUUUGCUUUUGUGUUGCUGUGUGCGCUGCACCUCCUCUUGUGUGUGUGCGUACCCUCCGUGAGGGGUGCCGACACGACGGACCGCUCUCGCCGUAUGUACAUGCGGUGGAGCCUUCUGUGCCGCUCCUGUUUGCUUCUCCCUCUUCCAUCUGUGUGUUGGUGUUGCGGCAGGGCUGCGUGUGUGUGCGCCUGUUGCCGUAG